CCUAACGACAUCUCGUCAACCGCACCUAUGAUCUACCUCUUCCAUGCUGAUCGCCCUCUUAAACGCCAAAGAGCUUGUUGAAUCCGCCAUUCUAAGCUCUAGCCUCGAUACUGGCUACUCACUCUCAAGACAAACUGUUAUCCUAUUAUCAAAUUCGGAGAUCUGUUAACGAUGGCUUGCAGCUCGAGCGAGCCUUUGCAGCCAACACUACCUGAUGGUAACGCCUUUUCGACUGGCCUUGCAGCUUUAGAGACGGUUGAAUACCAUAUAUCAGGACUUCAUGGUGGAAGAAUCAUUCUACACAGACUUUUAUGUGUGCUGAAAACCCCAUAGGCCUCUCCAUGACUAUUUCUAUGCAUGUCUCUCGCAACUUUCUUCAACAGCACCAUGGAAUUAUUCGGAGAACUCCUUUGACAGUUUUAAUCACCUGAGUCUUUUAGCGUUGGAUUAUUCGAUUUAAUCGACCAUUUCUUGGUCUUGUGGCGUUUGUUGAGCAACUAUAAUGCCGUUCGAUCCUGUCGUCUAUUCAUGGGUUUCUCGCAUGUUGCUAGGUAUCUAGUCAUCUUUGUCGCCUGCGAUACCCACUUCCCUCAAGUCAAGCAAACAAAGUGCAAUUCUCUUUAUGAUCUAUUCUUAAUUUCAUUAAGUCCGGGCUCUCCUGCUUUGAGCGAAUAAAUCAUAAGUAAUAGAAAAAGAGAGUGACCCUCACUUUUCAUAUACUCCGUAAUCAGGCCCCCAAAAAGUUUGUUGUUUCGUUCUUGAUAUGGUUAAAAAUGGUCUACGAUUGAUCGCAGACGACCAAGUAAGGGCAGAUGUUUGCCUAGCCAUUUCGGAAACUGGCGCUGAAAGUCAUCUCCAGAGUCCUAGGCCAAAGUUCCAGGACGACUCAACCAUACCGAGCUCCCUAUAAAGAAUGGCCAGUCAUCGAGUCAGACCAAUCUCCUAUAUAAUUAUGGGUCAUCUCGCGUCCUUACUACCAGUCUGCUCAUUUGUAGCCCUUGUAUACACUGCACAAAUUUCUACCAAGUGUGAACGCAGCCAUUGCCAGCUGUGCAUCCAAGCAAGGUAAACUCUGUUGCCCUAUUCCGUUCAGAACGGGGUAGUGAGUCCUUCCUACCCGUGCAGAUGGCGCCGGAAACGCUCCACGUGGGAUUUUUCCGAAUAACAUGUCCGCGACAAGAUAUUGAGCUCGCCCCAAUUUUCAUCUUCUGCUAUUCUCUUCUCUCUUCUUUCCUCUUCAAGUCUAAGCUAAUCUCGUAUAUCGUUGAAGCCACGACAGCUGAGGUCGGUCACCAACAGAAAUCAGGAGUAAGCUUUCCCUAUCCAUAUAUAAAGAGCUAACAUGGAGACUAACAAUGUUCAUCAGAGGGUCUAGCGGAAUCGACGCGUCGCACCCACACUCUUGAUGUCCAACGCUGUCGCGAGUCGGGAUGCAGAAUAAACACCGACUAUGACUUCUCACGGGGAGGUAUUCCGUCAGGUCUAUACAAAGCCCGGAGACUUCUGGGUUAUCUGCCAGAGAUUAUGCCCGAAUAUUCCUGGCUGAUCAUACAGGAGUUCCGUCGACAAGACAGACAUAUUCUCGAGCAAGAUGAAGCCUACACACCCCUAAGGACACUGGAGGAAACCAAUAGAUAUAUAGAACGCCGACAACAAGAAUCUAUGAUACCUCCGACGGUAUGUCCUCGCACACCUUCUCCCCCGAAUCAGACUCGACCUCAGACUCCCUCGAGAAGUACAACAACGGGCUUAGGACUGGCAAGCAGUUUUACCCACUCACCUCUGUCACUUAGACCUUCUCCGAGAGCGACGCCAUCAAGACCUAUACCAGCCAUCGCACUCCCUGUUUCUGAUAAACGGAAAGGAUUAGAGAGCCUCUCGGGCUCCAAGAGACCUCCUAAGAGUCCUUUUGGUCAGCGGCACUCCUUAAAUCAGCUGGAACCGCCUUCUUAUAGCCUUCAGUCCAGUACCUCUUUUAACAUUUUCAGCGAUAACACAGACCCGUUCACAAUUGUGGCUCAAACUUCGCCGUCCGCUCCUUCAGCUGCUGCAACAGAGCCUUUGGCAGUGGCAGAAGGCGAGGAAGAUAUAUAUCUGCAACUCCAGGAAAGCGACAAGGCCAAAUUUAGGGCUUUGUAUACAAGCAGGAGCUCCGGGUUUGGAGGAGACUUAGAUGCUCCAAACUUGAAAGCGAAGUUGGAUUUCCCUGCAAUGAGACGGGGCUUGCACGCGCAAGAUGCCAAACUUCGAGAGAUAUGGGGUACUUACGAGCCAAUGACUACACAGGAGUUAGUCAUGCGAUUCAAAGAUUCUCUGCUUGCGUCUAAGACCAAGAAGAAGGAGAAGCCAUCGAAAGCUAAGGGCCCAAAAGAGAAGCAAUCUCGUCUAGGGCGACCUUCGUCAGAAAAGGGCAAGGUAUCGAAGUCUCAGCGAUUCCUGGCUAGUGAGCAGAAGAGAACUGUUACUCCUGCGAGCUCUGUAAUAGGCGGCACAGUACAGCGUCGUCCAUCCGACAUUCCCCAGCUGUAUGAUGGACUGAUGGGCCCACGAGUGGUACACUCAGUGAACACAACUGGUCCUAGUGAAAUUUUUGCAACAGGUCUCGAAUCUUUGCGAGAGUCAGCGACAAUAAGAUACGGUGCUAUAUCUGAUGAACAUCUUGUGAAACUCUACAGGGCACGGUCGCGGCUUUCUGAUCCAGAAUUACCCAGACUCGGUAAUCAGAGCCGUGCUACAAGAGAAGAUACGUUGUACCAGCAAGAUUCCCAUCUUUUAUCUCGAUGGCCCCAGUAUCGACCGCCGUUGUCGAUUGGCGAAGUCUUAGCACUUCACGCUAUAGCACCUGCAGACUUCUGGAUCUCUCCAUACCAAAGAUUUGAUGACGAAGAGGUAGCAAGUCUUUACAACUCGAGAAGAUUUCUACAGCACCAUCUCCCCCGAAUGUUUGGAACACUGUCGCGUAAGGAACUUCUUCAUCGCCUCGUUGAACAAGACCGUGCCUUGGCCAAAGUAAUUGAAGGCUACACGCCUCCGUUUUCCCACGAAGAAGCCUUGAAGCUUCCACAGCACGAGCGUGAUGGUCAUUUGAAGUCUGAUGUAUAUGGAAAACUCUCAGUAAGAGAGUUGCAAGCUUUAAGGGCGCACCGGAAGGACCUAACGAAUUAUCUGCUCCCUUGGAAUAUCCGAAGCCGCAAAGCACUGACUGAGGCCUUCGAGCGACAGGACGUUGAAAUGAGGGCUGAGGACCCUACUUACGAGCCAGUCCUCCUACCUACGCAAGUCAUGUCUUUACCGGGCCCACGCGCUGAUGUUGUAAGGGAUCGGCUCAACAGUCGACGGGGCACAUAUGCUCAGGUUGGGCGCCAAGCGCUGCGUGCGCUGUGGGCGAAACGACGACACUUAACGCAGAGUCCAGCAGUACCACUGAGUGUCAGUCUAUUCAACGUAAUCAAGACUUUGGAAGAACAAGAUGAGGUUUUACUUGCCAGAGACCCUUCGUACGUGCCUGAGUUGCCAUUGGAUUCAGCACCUCUCAAAGGUCGACAUGCACGACCUGCUGAAUUUUCUGCCUACAAGCCCAAGACUGACGUUUACACAUCUCUAAGCUCCGAUGUGCUGUUUCUCUUGUGUCAAAGCCGCUCAAAACUCGACAACACGACGCGAAUCGAUAUAGUAAAUAUGAGCAGAACAAACAAUGCGUUGAUUCGUUACCUAGAGGAACAAGACGAGAAUAUGCGCAAAGUCAACCCCAACUAUACGCCAGUGCUCACCACCUCAAGAUCUGGAUCUUGUGCAGGUUUGCUGGACAAAAAGUCUGCCCAGCUGAUCUGUCGAUUGCUUGUUGAAGAUCUCGCAAGGUGUUUAAUAGCUCCCACAGAGCGGCGGCUUCUGCUCAGCACGAUUCCAGAUUCCCGAAACCUUAGCAGAACAUGGAACGGCAAUCUGGUCGCACCGUCCACCACUUUACAGCGUCUGCAAGACAUCAUUGACUAUGGAGCAUUGCCAACGUACACGUCAAGUGAAGAUCUACUGUGUGGGCCAAGAGCACUUUCGGAGGCUCUACAUACAGUGAGGCUUCGCAUAAACGCACGUGAGGGUCAUGAGAUGCCCGCUGAAGAGAUCACUGCUGAGCAGAUGUUUGCAUUGUUAUUCGAUGAAGAAGGAAGUCCCACCAUCGAAUAUUCUCGGUACGUUAAGGAGCGACUGGCAGCUACAGGGGCUGUCGCUGGCGAUAACACGUACGAUAUCGAGAUGGCCGCUUAUAUGGCGACAAGCAACCUUGGUAUCCAACAACUAGCUGCUGUUCUAGAGCUUCUCGCCGUCAGAGGAGACAUUGGCAGGCGAUUUUCAAUCGGUAUAGUUACUGCUGGUCAUGAGAUUGAGUAUCAGGGAGCCGUCCACCAGGUACCUGCUAGCGCUGCUGUUGUUGGAGAUGACAACCUGGAGGUCAUUUGGCUCUACAACGAUAAUGCGGAACUUAGCAGCGAAGCUGAAAUUGGUCAUUGGCAAGGGUUUGGUUUCAUUCCAGAUGAGGAUGAGGCUGAUCAAGCUGCAGCUUUGAUCAGUAAUCUAGGUCUUAGUCGUCAAGUUCGUGACGAUGACAUCGAAAACAGCGAGUUGCGAGCAUAUGGCCAACGUGAUUUCCGACAACCGCUCGUCUCAACAUCUUACAAUAGAAAGAUCAGCAAACGUGACUGCGACAGAUGCCGUGAGCUAAGACAAGAUGUGCCGUGCAAAGGAUAUCCUUGUACGAAUUGUGUUUCCUCAUGCGUUGGAUGUCGAAGACCAGAGGAGCAACAGCACGAGGCUUCACAAGCCUUCAACGGAGCAAAACUGUCAGUGGCAAGGCUGGCUCAGCGAGUUGAUGCCACGGAGAAUAGCUCGGGCGAGAAUGACGACGUAGACGAUGGUGGUGAUGAUGGUGACGCGCCAUGGACGAAACCUUUCUACGAAUGGGACGAAGUAGACUUCCGCUUGGCGCAUGAUGACCCCAAGAGAUGGCUGCCCGAGCCAGAACCGGAAGGAAAGCACUAUCUCGUCAUAACAGUUGGCCGCAUUUCGAGUGGGGGCAUCGGCAAACUGCUGAGACUUCUGUUUGGGGCCCCUGCUACUGCGCAGAAGCACGAGAGAUGGCUACAACGUAGUAAUAUACCCCAAUGGGCCCACCAUCUUCCAGAUUCCCAACGUCCCGGUGGAUAUAACUCUGUUCGCCGGAACUUCUACUUGGUAAUGUCUCGCAAAGGCUGCCUUCCCAUACCCACAUCAGCCAACGCUAGCAAUAUUGCCUCGCAUCCGUCACUGAGGGCAUUGAUAGAUCUCUUGGACAAUAUACUGCGGCCCAACAACCCAAAUAUCCCUCUUGAGAUCAAUUUCCUCCUCCGAGGUUUCGCUAGUUUUGCGGUAGAUGCUCAUAUGUGGGGUGACUAUAUGCCACUGAGCGGACUUUUCGAUAAGUUCCGAGCAGCCGAUCAACAAAACGGGACCAACAUUCUUGAUCGAGUCUACAUCACCCUUGCAGUAGAACCACAUACAGUUGAUGGAGUUGCCCGUUGGUCCUUGAACUUCCCUCAUCGUACACCAGGCUUCCAUGGAUUCCACGGUAAGUUGACGUAGCCGAAUACAUUUUGUGAAGAGUAGUGACUGAUCAAGUUCAGGCAAAUGCUACGCUAAGUAUAAGUUCAAAAGCUUGAUUGAUCGACGUCUAGCUAGACAGAACAAUGAAGCACUAGCUGCACAAGGUUUACCUCCUGCGCCAAAGGCUGCCGGACUCGACCAUCAUUGGGAUGAUGAUGCUCGGAACGACGUUUUCCUAGAUGCUUGGUUAGAUGAGUUCCGCUGGCGAGUGGGAAAUCUGGACGGUACCACCUCACCGACAGAAGGCCAGGUGCACGCCAGGAACAUCGGGAGAAACACGCCCUAAGAGGAGGAAUAGCCAGGCAAGUAAGUCUCUACCGACGCGAGAGAACAGGAUAGAUACGACAUCGGUACCGGAUCAAAGUACAAGAUAAAAUGUAGAAAUCUGCCAAGAUUCCAAGUCUGCCCGAGGUGUUGAAUCGCAAAAAAAAAAAAAAAAAAUGCAAAGAAUAUGCAGAAAGCUGAAGGUCUGGUCAAGGGGCCAAGCGAAUGAUAAGAAACGAGAUAUGAUGAACAGAAUGUUACGACUGAAUGAACAAUGGUCCACGACUUGAACGAAUCCGAUUGAUGAUUAAUGAUUUACGAGUAAUGCAAAAACGACGGAAACGAAGAUACGAUGGCACGAGCUUACGAGCGGGAAAGUGGUGGAAUAGAAAGAUGUUGAAGUUUAUGGAUGGAAAGGAUUGGACUCAAUGCUGAGAUCAAGAUCAGGGUGUUGACAAGGGAGAACGAGAACGGAUUGGAAUCGGAAAUCGAAGAGAAGUGGUGGCAUCUCAGAUAUAUACGCCGCUGUGAUCCUCGAAUCAAGAAGACUUCCCAGCUGGUAUUUCCACCUCUUUUAAAUAUGACUUGAUGUGAUCGUGAAUUUUUUCCCGGACAGGCUAUAAGUUUUUCAGGUAUUUCUAGCUGUGACAAUUUACCAAGUCGCGGCUUUGGCGCGAGCUCGUACACGAUUGUUUGCUUGCUGGUUCUUUUGUAUCACGUGAUACUAUCACUAGAUGCUGCCCUAGGU
Molecule: messenger RNA, 6646 nt
Organism: Cadophora gregata
Lineage: Eukaryota; Fungi; Ascomycota; Leotiomycetes; Helotiales; Ploettnerulaceae
Exons: 4
Coding region: 1525-5613 (1362 amino acids)
Source: RefSeq, a predicted model, not a curated record